AUGUCACAUAACAUAGAAGAGAAGCCCGAUAUCGUAUCGGCCAGCGCUGUCGAGCAACCGGUGACUGAGCUCGAAGAUGGUCUGGCACGUGAGAAGGUGCAGGGACUCGAGAGAGUCGAGUCGGCCAGAUCGAACGUCAUGGAAGAUCUGGCGAAAGGUGAAAGUGUCUCGUAUGAUGAUCUACCUAUCAUCGAAGUCUCAGAGGAGGAGAACAAGAAGGUGUUGAGGAAGUUGGAUCUGCUACUUUUACCCCUCACCAUGGUCGCUUACACACUACAAUAUAUCGAUCGAAGUGCUAUGAGUUACGCUGCUGUCUUCACCUUCCGUAAAGAUCUCAAACUCACUCCCGAUCAAUACUCAUGGCUCGGGUCUUUGUUCUUCUUUGGAUAUCUGUUUUUCGAAUUCCCUGGUUCUUACCUCCUCCAACGACUUCCACUCAGUAAGACGAUGGGAACGUCUAUCCUGAUCUGGGGUGGAUUAUUGAUGUGCAUGGCCGCACCCACUCAUUUCGCUCCGGCGGCAGUGAUCAGGACAUUGCUCGGAUGUUCGGAGGCUCUCGUCACCCCAGGUUUCGUUUUGCUCGUCUCAAGAUUCUACAAGAGAGAGGAACAGCCAUUGAGAGUGGGGUUGUGGUAUUGCUGUAAUGGUGCGGGAAGUUUCAUUGGUGCUCUGGUCUCUUACGGAAUGGGACAUGUGCACGUCGGAUCAGUAAGACCAUGGGCUUGGAUCUUCAUUGUCAACGGUGGUAUUACUGUUCUUUUCUCCUUCGUCUUCCUCUGGCUUUGCCCCGAAAACCCUCAGACCUGUCGAUUCCUUACCGCUCACGAGAAACGAAUCGCUCUUGAACGAGUAAGAGGAAAUAAAGCCUCUUUGGGAAGUAAAGAGAUCAAAUGGUACCAAGUCAAAGAAGCUUUAUGCCCAUGGAUCGAUCCUCAAGGCUGGGUAUAUUUCAUCAUCGUCUUCACCAUCGCUGUACCCAAUGGCGGUAUUGGAAACUUCUUGCAUCUCAUUCUACAAUCGUACGGUUACACCGCUUUCCAGACUAUACUUAUCGGUUUACCACAAGCUGCCAUGCAAGUCAUUUUCCCUCUCAGUGGAGCAUACAUCGCUAGAAAAGUACCUCAAGCGAGAUUAUACGUACUUAUGGCAUACAUGAUCCCUUCUUUGGUCGGUGUGAUCAUUCAAUACAAGACCAGGAACAGUGGUGCUUUGUUGUUCGGCUAUUACAUCCUUGGUUCCUAUGUCGCCUCUUUAGGUAUCUGCUUCGCUGCUCCAGGAGCCAAUGUCGCAGGGUACACCAAAAGAGUUGUAGUCGGAGCGAUGAUUUUCAUCGCCUACGCUACGGGAAACAUCGUUGGACCUCAUUUCUUCAUCUCGACUGAGACUCCCGCGUACCGAAGCGGAAUGUUCGCCUGUAUCAUCUGUUUCACCAUCACCGUCCCAAUGGCUUUCCUUCUCAGGUUAUACUAUAUGAGGGAGAAUAGGAGAAGAGAUAGAUUGGCCGAGGAAAGAGGUGAAGGAGCGUACGAUGAAUCAAGAGGCGAUUUCAGUGAUAAGACCGACCUGGAGAAUUUGAGUUUCAGAUAUGCCUUGUAA
Messenger RNA from Kwoniella botswanensis, 1596 nucleotides. RefSeq lists its product as uncharacterized. Gene Ontology annotation, biological process: transmembrane transport. The coding region runs from base 1 to 1596 and encodes 531 amino acids. Gene Ontology annotation, cellular component: membrane. The record is from RefSeq and is a predicted model, not a curated record. Gene Ontology annotation, molecular function: transmembrane transporter activity. NCBI's taxonomy places the organism in Eukaryota, Fungi, Basidiomycota, Tremellomycetes, Tremellales, Cryptococcaceae. The transcript has 7 exons.